Molecule: messenger RNA, 12815 nt
Organism: Ruditapes philippinarum (Manila clam)
Lineage: Eukaryota; Metazoa; Mollusca; Bivalvia; Venerida; Veneridae
Exons: 9
Coding region: 68-2725 (885 amino acids)
Biological process (GO): female meiosis I; male meiosis I; mRNA stabilization
Cellular component (GO): cytoplasm; nucleus
Source: RefSeq, a predicted model, not a curated record
AUCUUAAUCUCGAUCUCAAAACGAGGUUUUCGAACAGCUGUUUAGCAUACGAGAAAAUGUUCUUUUGAUGGCGGUGGUUGCGGUAAACAGAAGUUCUAAUUUUAAUCUGUUAGGAACAAAUGACGUCAAGACAGCAUUUCGUAGUAAUGACAGCUCUUCUGAGAGAUCUACGCCACAAGCAAUGACAAAUCUGAAGGAUGCUCAGUCAAGCUGGGGAGAGUGUUUGCCACCCCGUCAUGUACCACCAAAACAAAAGCAUGGAUAUAAUCCAUUGUCAUUUAACACUUCUUUUGAUGAAACAGGACCUGCAGGAGCUGCAAGUAGCCAUAACAUGAGUGCUGCAUCAGCUGUUGAUUCUGGAUUUUUCGACCACUUGAACUUGGAUCAACUUAAUCUUAAUUCGAGCUGCAGUAGUGAUAAACUCUCUGGUCUUGAUGACUUGGUAAACAAGAUUGUAGAAGAUGAUGGCUCUCUGUUUGGUUUUGAUGGACUGGGGUCAUCAGAACCAGACAAUGGCAAAAGUAGAGUAGCAUCAAACAGUUUCAUUGACAGAAAUGUUGACUUCAGCAUGAGCAGUGUAUGGUCAGCAGGUCUAGAAGACAGUGCAUCUUUACGGGCAUCAGAUGUUAGAUCUCCAUUACCUUUUGCUGGUCAGUUACACAGUACACCUAACUAUUGGGAGGAUAAGCUUUACAACAAACAGACCAUUCAGGCUACAAGACCUUCCUCCAGAUUAAACACAGUGGGCGGACCAGUAUCACAGCAUGUUGAGGUGGGUAAGCAUGCAACAGGCUUCAGGAACCAACAAAUGUGUACCACAAGUGAUGAGUUAGGCUUUAGUUUUUUCUCACCAGUCCCAUCAACACCUUCUCGUAGGAGACUUUCAGAAAGGAGCAGCAUUUCUUCAUAUACUUCUCAAUCUAGCAGGCAAUCCAGUGACACAGAUUCUUUUCUUGAGAUGCAGAACAUUGCACAAAAUAUUGAUCAGUCUGAUGUAAGAAAUGGCCUAAGGGAUUUUAAUACCCAUUUCAAUAAUGUCCAGAUGGGUACACCUAAUCGAGGGAUAGCUGCUUACAAAGAUUUUGAACCAGACUCAACUUCAAUAACUUCAGCAUUUCAGCCUUUUGUGAAUUCAAAAUGUGAUCUUGAGCACAAUUCAGACAAUUUUCAGCAGACUCAAAACUUAUUGAAUAAUGUAAAAAGUAUUGCAGAAUCUCUAACCAAUUCCUCAGCAAAACGUGCUCUCACAUUUAGAGGUGAUAAAGGAAUUACAGACGAAGAUAUGUUAAAGUACAACUUUGACAGAGCAGAUCUUUAUUCUCCUAAUACUUGUCAGGUAACACAGAGUUCAUUUCUUAAUGGAAAUACAGACUUUAAGCCAAUUGUAACGGCAUCUAACCGAAGCCAGAGCACUCUUUCACUGUCGCAAGACACAAAUGGAAAUAUCAAGAAUUCAUUUGUCAAUCAUAAAACUCAACCAUUAAGAAUAUUGACUCAAACAGCAAGUAGUUGUGGAGUUUCUAGUGCCCAGAGCAGCAGUUUUGCCUGGUCUAACCCAAGCACACCUGGCUCAAUCCCUAUGAGUUCUAACAGUAGUCUUGCAUCAGAAUUGCAAGGUUUCGACAAUGCUUCUAUUGCCAGCAAACAGAUGUUGUCACAAUGUACUUCAAAACCAUUACAAUAUGUGCCAUCAGUACUUACAAAUAUGGAGAACAUGUCAUCUCAAACAGUACUUAUACAGCCAGUACCAACAACAACACAGCUGUAUACAGUACAAGGGAGAUCUGACCCACAAAAUGUGAAGUCUGAUAAACUUCAAACAGAUGUUAUAGGUGGACAAGUAAUGGUUGAAACACCACAUCUUUUAACGACUGUACCACCACAACAACAACUUCUUAAGUAUCCGGCACCAAAAGUCCCAUUAAUGCUCCCACCUGGUACCAUACUACAGCAGCCAUUUAUACCACCAGAGGGUUUCGACUUGGUAGCAAUUGAUGCAUUUGGGCGUAUGAUUCCAGUACAGUAUACAGACAUGGCUUACCAAGGUGUUCAGCCAGGUUAUGUGUAUGGCUAUCCUCCUUUCGUACCUACAUUCAGGCAACAAAGAAGGAGUGGACCAGCAAAUGAACUACAUACCAAACUGGAAGAAUGCUAUGAGCAGUUUAAGCAAGUAGAAACAGAGAGGAAAAAGACUGAAGCAGAAUUAGCGAGACAGAAUCCUGGGAAGAAAGUAUCAAGUGCAAACAAUAUUGUUGUACCCAGACUGCCGUCAAAUCCAUCACGUGUUGAUAGGCUUGUUGUAGACUCUUUCAAAGAACAUGCAAGGAUAAUAACACUGAUAGAGAAAAUGGAGAAAUUGCGAGAUAUGAAUAUACAUCCCAGCAUACAUUCAUCAUUAGAGAGGUGGCUAGAAGCUAUCAGGAAAGUACAGGCCAGGAGAAAAGAGGAGAUUGUGAACUCAGCCAACAGACAUAGAAAUGGUGGCCCAAGGCAGCAUGAUGAAAAAGAUAUUUUAGCAUUGGCAGCUGCUAUAUCUGAGUUGACUGUAUUGACACGUAAGGCUAGAACUGCUAACUGGUGUGCCCUACAGAUGGCAACAAAAGAUAAUCCAAACCUUGAGAAGCAGGGUAUUGUACUACAGCAGGCAGACGGACUGAAAACCUACAGAGUUGUGCCAAACCAUGUAGUAGUGAGGACAAGUCGGACAAACACUCCUGUAGAAUAAAACGGAUCCAGGAAGAAGCUGAAUAACUAUCAGGGUUUAAGUAUUAAGGGUUGUAUUAGAGAAAAUGACUUUACAGAAGUGCUUUUAGAUUGCUUGUCCUGUAGAACAUUUUUAAUGUUGUGAGGCAUUGAAUAGAGUAACUAUUUUACAUUUAUUUCCCAGAUAAAGUACUGCUUUUGUGGUUACGCUUUAGUUAUUUUUAAUAUCGUAAACUUACCAAGUUACCAGGUAUUGUUGGGAUAAGGUUUCUUUAUAACUUUAAUGACCAUAUUUAAUUUUUUGAUAAAGUUGACUUCUUAGAUAUUAAGGUAUUUGGGAUUUUGUUGUCUUAUUCUUUUAACUGGUCAUGACCUAACAAAUGCAAGUAGAGCUAUCUUUGAUUAUGCCAAUCACAAAUAUUGAAGAUUUCAAAGUAACUUACAAUUUUGUGAGCAGUUGUAUUAAAAUGCUGUGAAAUGCUCAGGUAAUACUUUAUGAUGUUUUUUUUUCUUUUCCUUUACUCUUUUUCAAAUAUUUAUUUUGACAAUUUGCUUCAAUUUUACUUUCAGUUGUGAAGAAAUUAGGGAAUCUCAUUAUAAUUGUUAUAAAUCAUUUAAUAUUAUUGUAAGACUUUUUGAAAAACCUAUGUAAAAAUUAUUUCUUGCAUCUAGAGAAAGUGAUAGUUGAUGCCAUAUUUUUCAGUUUAUCAUUUAGAAUACUGAUGUUUUUUUUCAUUUAAUCACAUAUUGUAUUUUAUCAAUUUGACCUUUUGUUUUAAUUGUAAUCUAAACUUAUUAUAUUAAGGAGUAAAGAAAUGGUUAUUUAUAGUUAGGUAUGAUCAUUCAAUGAUGCUAUAUAAAUCUUGUGAACAUAAUUUUCAAGUUGAGAUUUAUUAUCUAAGUGUUUUUGUCUUCCUGGUCUUAUUAUUGUUGUGCCUAAAGUUAGAUAUAUGUAAACAUUUGAAACUUAGAAAAGCUAAAUGGCUUUUAAAACUAGCACUGUGUAGGUAAAUAGAGAAAUAUAUUUGAUUAGUUAAAAUAUAAAUAAGCUAUACAUACAGUCAUACAUGAGAUUGUGGUGUAAAAAUAUGUAGUUAUGCUUAAGACAAUUGGAAAUCUUCAAUUGUUAACCUUGUUUUCCUUGUAUAGUGUUCGUUAUCAAUUAGAUAUGAUGAUGAUAAGUAUAAUAUUUAUUUGUUUUAUUUACUGGUUUGAGUAAGUAAAUAGUGUUUAAUAUUAAUUAGGUCUGACAAUAGAUGUGAUAUUGAUUUUUUUUUUGUUGUUGACAAUUUGAAAAGUUGAAUGCUUUCCUUUUUACACUUAAGCAUAAGUAAGAGACGUUUGUUCAAAGUAACAAAAUAUUUUAGACUGAAAUAUAAAGAAAACAAUCACAAUGGUAGAGAAAACAAAAAAGGGACACUUUAAAAAAGAAGAGUUUAUUUGGUCAUUUUUCUUGUACCCCUUUACCAGUCAUUAUUUUAAGGUAAAACAUGCACGGUUGACAGUGCAUCAGAAAAUUUAAAAUAAUCCUCAGAAAUGUAUCUGUGCUUGUUAUUGCAUAUGUAGAGAUGAAAUCAUACUAUAUUUUUGUGUUUAUUGCUCACCAUGUCUCCUGAUCAGCUACUAUUGUGAAUAUGUUUUUUUUUUCUAAUGUACUUCCAAUUAUUUGCACUCCGGCAGGUUUAUUAGAUAUAGAUAACAUGUAAGGUUUUUCAUAUUCUAAUAUAUCAAAAUUUGUGCAUUAUUCUUCUUUUAAAAGAAACAAAGAGAAAUUGGCUUAGAGGAAUUUAAAAUGAUUUUAUCUCGUCAUAUGUGUAGCAUUGUAAGUAAUUUAAAAUAAUAUUAUAUUAAAGUAUGUAUGUUAUUUAGGUUGUAAGCUCUGUGAUAUAAACAUUCCAAUAUUUAUUAAAUAUUUUGCAUAGACUUCUCUUUGUGCAAUUAGUCAAAUUAUAGCAAUAGAUAUAUGCACAAUGUAACCUCGUACAUUUUUCCCUCUCUAUAUAGAAUAUAAAUAUAUAUAUAUGUAUAUGAAAAUCAUGUUUAUUUUUGCAAGCAAUUCAUCUGAUGUUUAAUGUAAAUGUACUACAUUGAUGUGUGUCUUUCAAAGCAAAUGUUUUUACAGUAUUUAUGUCUUGUACACCUUUAUUUCUCUCUAGUCAGAAUCUUAAUUUCCUUUGUUGUUUUUUCUCAGUGCUAUUUUACAUUGUAACCCCCACAAAUAGUGUAAUUUUCAUUGUACUUUAAACCAGAAUUGGUCCUAUAAAAUUAUGCAGUCUUUAUUUUUUUUGCAUCAAAACCCCCAUACUUCACUGCUGUAUAGAUUAUGCAUAAAUGUUAUUCAAGUUAAAAUAUAUAAUGGAAUUAGCCAAAGUUUGUCAACGUGGUUUAAUUUAUUUAGGGACCAUAUAGCUUAAAUGAUACAAAACCAAUUAAGCUUUAAACUUGUAUAUAAAAAAUAGUUGCUGAAUAGGUUGCCAUGGCCUUAGCCUAUGUUAUUUUUAUGUGUUUCAAAGAAUAUAAAAUGCAAUAUAUGUUUAACACACUGUGAUUUAUUUGUGUUUUUAAUCAAACUUCUUAAAAGGCAUUAGGUCAAACUUGUUCAGAGAUCUUGGAAAAUAUGAAUAAUUGAAAAUUGAAAUUGUAUAAUAGAGACAUUUUUACAAGCAGUUUCAUCUAGAUAUAUUAUACUAUUGAAAGUUAAGGUAUUGACUUGGAUGAACGAUUUAAAGUAUACUUAGAAAUAAGACCUACUAUCAGAAGUUUAUCAUAUCUCACCCAAAUAUUACUACUUACUUUUACCUUAUGUAUAUGUUGUUGUUUAUCUGACUUGUGUAUUUGUCACAAAUCAGUGAAAAUGAAGAAGCAAUAUUUUCACACAAUGUCUAAAUGUGCAGCUAUAUAUAACAUCACCUGAAGAAAAUGUUGAUUGUAACAUUGGAUUCUUUGUGUUAUUUAUUUAAAUGUUUUUAAAAGCGUCAUAUUUAUCUAGUGUUGUCUCCACUUAGAUGUACAACUGCCUUAAUGCUCCUAUAUGUUGUGUAUAUAUCAAAACUAUUUUUAUUCAAAAUCAUUUCAAUUCAUAUUUAGAUCAUGUUAAUUUAUAUACAUUGCAUCACAAAUCAUUGUUUGUUAAAAUCAAAACUUGAAUUUUGACAUCUGCUGUAUUGUACUGGUCUAAGAGUUUUAAAAUACCUGUCUUAAAACCCGUCAUUUGAUUGGUUGUCUUAUGAAUUUCAAUUUUAAAGUGACCAAUAUCAGUUGUCUGUACACCUGUUUUUAGUAGUUCACAAAUUCUCAAAUUCUGAAUUAAACAUCUGAGAAAUUUUCAUAAAGCAUCAAAGUAAGACAGCUUUAUAUCCUGGGAGCCUCAAUUCUUAAUUUGUACAUGAUUUAGGCAUAACAUGUUUAUCAGGGUAAAUGUGUAAUCUUUUUACUUUUCUGAUUAAAUGACUAUUUAAGUACAUUGUUUAAGUACAUGUUGCAAUAAAAAAAAGCGGUUAAAGACUAUUUAAAAAAUGAAAUGCAGAGAGGAAAAUUAAUGUUAUAGAAUCUGUAAAAGAGAAUAUUUAGAAUCUGUAAAAGAGAAUGUUUAGGAAAUGUAAAAAGAUAAACAGCAAAACUUGCAGACAUGUAAUUGAUAGAUAUACUGAUUGUUAAAUGAAAUAUUCUCAUGACGGAGCAUAUAUCACUGCUUAUGCUAUUAUUAAGAUCAAAUUGUGAAUCAAAUUUACUGCAAUUAUAUUGUUUAAGAUUUAAGUUUUGCAAAUAUUUUGCAAGAGUUAUAGUUUAGUAUAUUUUAAUGUGAAUGUAGACACAGUUACUUAAAAUGAAAGAUUUACGAGCAUUAAAAAGUUAGAUAAUGAAAAAUCCGUAAAUGUAACACAUACACAGGUUAUAGGGACUCAAUCAAGUUACAAAAGUCUUAAGUUAUAAAAUUCUGAAUUCAUACAAAUAUAAACAUGGGCACUUAAACAGAAAAAUAAGCAAACUAUGAUAAAGGAAUACACUCUGAAUUUUAGUGAAAGUUAUUUUUUGGUGCCAAUCUCGGUCCAAUUUCAGUUAUUAUUCUGGGGGAAAAAACAGAAAGAGAGAGCAUAUGAUCUGGAAGUUUAAGCAGAAUGGUUUACAAAUCUUGAGAAACAAAUUUUCGGUCUGUCAAGUCAAAAACCUCAGUGGAGUCCUUUUAAAUGCCACAUGCUGCUGUGUCAUGCCUUCAGAAGAUGUAAAUAUAAAUUUUAUUAUAAAACUGCUGUAGUUAGGUUUUAAAAGUAGUAGAAAUCAUUCUCCACAAACAGAUCUUUUUUUUAACUCCUCUUUAAAGUCACAAAUGUUGCGAAAAGAAAUAUAUUAAAAAUUGUAAAGGUCAACUGCUGAUUCUAUGUUUAGUAAUCUCAUUUUUUCACAUUCAGUAUGAAAAUUUUAAAGCAAAUAAGUCAUCAAUGAUUUAAAAAGAGUCUGGACACUCAUAAUUUUUUAUUUACAAUUGAUAUACUAUAUAAAAUUGUUUUGAGAUAUUCAUCGUUAAAAAAUUUGAUCAAAUUGAAAGGAGACAUUAGGAGAUGAAUUUUAAUUAAAUGUGAGGGGAACUGCAAUUUUAUUUGGAAAGUGUAUACAUAUUACUGAAUUAUGUUAAUAAAUAAUUGAGGGUGUAAGAAUGGCACUUCUCCCUUUGAACUACUUAAACUGCAUGAUGCCUUUGGGACCAGCCGUGAGUAACUAGUGUUUAUUAGAAACAAGAAGGUAACAUGUCUGCCAUAUUUUUCAUGUGCAGGUAUACGAGAUUUGUAUGAAUCCCACAAUAUUGGCAUCAUACAUAUGCUAGUAUAGUAUAUGAAGUUUACUAACAUGUAUAUAUUAAAUUUAUUUACAUGUACAUGUGUAUAUGUAUAUUUAUCUGUGUGUUCUUCUUCCAAUUGAGAUAUUGAUGUUUAAUGUUUUUGUGUUUGAUUUUCCUGUAGAAUAGUGUUGAGUUAUUUAGAAUAGUAUUUUGGCUUGUCUUAAAAUGCAUUUCUGUUUGAUUUUAGUUUAUAGAAUAUUAGUUUUCUACAUAUUUAGCUUUAUAUUUUGUAUUUUUUCUGUUAUAUUGUAGAUUUAUUAGUUUAUUUUCAUAAAUAUAUAGAUAUUCUAGUUUUAUUUAUUUACUUACCAUGUAUAUUUAAUUUUCUUGUUUAAUUCAUCUUCAGCAUUGUUGCACUGAAACAAAACUUUGUUAGGAAAAGAAUUUUAAAAUAAGUUAUAUACACAAAAACUGACAACAUCUGUGAAUUCAUAAUUGUUUAUGUGAACAAAAGAAUAAAUCUGUGCUUGUAAAAAUCUGAAAUGAAGUGUUAAAAUAUGCGGGGCUUUCCUUUAUUAUUUUACAUUUUUGUCAAAGGCUGACCUGAAAUUGCCUGAUAUGAUUCCAGUACUGGUUAUUUCCACAAAGCUGUCUGGGGAGUGUUCAAAUAAGCUUUAAGAAUUUAUUGCAUUCAAGCUAGAUUAAAAUAUGUUUCGUUAUAUUAUAUUAUCUCAUAAAUAUUUUGCAAUUUUUAAAAGUUAAGUGUUUCAAAAUUCUUUAUUUUGCCUAUUAUAAAAUGAUAGUAUGAUGUGAAAUUCUGUUUCAAUUUCUUUAUGUAACAAAUUGAUCACAGUUAACUUGUAUUUUGUCUCACUUUACCAUGACUUGAUCACCAACUAUUUUCUAUAUUUACUACUUGCAAACAUUUAUUUUGGCAAUGUCACUGCCUCAUUGUUAAAAAUGUUAACUUAUAUAUGAAUAUGUUUAUUUUCACUGUCUCGUGUUUGCAUUACUAAAUCAGGAACAAUGUUGUUUUUUUGCUCAUUGAAAGAUUUUCAUAUUUGGUCUGAGGAUCAAAUGGUCAGUAGAUUUUAUCUAAUUGUGUGUGCCUAUUCACAAGAGUUGAUGCAUAAUACUGUUGCUUAUAAUAUCAUAAUAAUAUAAACUACAUGUUUCAAAACUACUUAAAUAAUAAUAAUGGUUAAAAAAACAUCUUUCAGUUUAUACAUGCAUAAUCGCUUUCAAAAUGUGGAAUGAUAAUUUGGUAGUGAAUUAUUAAUUUCAAUCGUCAUGGUUUAAAGAUUCUUAGAUAUUAUUUUUUAUUGUGAUUCUUCCCUGUGAAAUAUAUGUGUAUUCACCUUUUGUCAAAAACGAGAAGAAUGGAUUCAAGAUAACAAUGUAUUUUAAUGAAAAAAUAUAUAUGUACAUGUAUAAGAUUGACAGAACGCUGUAUUUACAGUACUUUUAGAUACUUACUUAUGCCCUGUCAUCUAGUUAGUGUUAGAAUACAAUAGACAAUACAGGAAUUGUAAAUUAUAUGAAAUUAGUUAUGGUCUUGGGCCUGUGUUUUUUUUCCUGUUAAAAAUAGAAUAAGAUAAAGAACAUGUAUAAAAAUUAUUACAAUAUUGUAUAAAUAUAAAUGAACUUGUGUUGUGAUUUCGGGUUUUUUCAGAUUUAAAGUUGUAGAAAGUUGUUAUAUUUUUCCAGUUAUAUUUAUUGCAUUUUUCUGUUGUUGUUGUUGGUAUAACCAGUAGUGUAUAUAAAAUUGGUAUUACAAAAUAAGAAUUAUAUAUAUAUGUAUUUUGACUGUGAUAUUAGUGGCAUUUACUGUUUGAAUUCAUGUUAUUAGAUGGCAUUGUUUUUUUUUAUGAAUUUCAUCCUGAUUGUUUAGUAAGCAAACUGCAAUAGUCCCUGUAUUUCAAAUUGUCAUUGUUUUUAACUAAUAACAAAGCAAGAUUUUCUAAGUGGGGUUUAAGAAACUGCUAUUAAAACCAAAAAAUGAGUAGUUUGAAAAGGUUAUUUAGAAUAAAAGGUGUAUUCUUUAAUCAGUUUCAUGCACAUUGUAAUUUUUAUAUUAUAAAAAAAUAUUUGUUAUAUUUAAAAAAAAAAAAAAAAGAGUUAAAUUAUAUUUGAGAAUCUGGAAGAUAUUCAUGGAAAAAAAGGAUGCUGCCUACACAGUGAUUCAAACAUUAGUUGAUUGUUUAGUGCUUUAGAUCAUGUUGUCUUGUAUUUGGGACACAUUUUGUCAAAUUUAGUAUGACCUUUAAAGAGGGACCAAAAUAAUGAAAUAGAAUUAAGCAACAAGAAUUUAGAUUGGAUAGUUUCUGGAUAUUGUAAGGAGCUUGCACUGUAUAUACAGCUUGAGAUGAGACCUCAUUUUAAAUUGUAACUUGUUUAAUACUAUAUUGUCGAUGUACAGCACUGAAGAUUUUUUACUUUAUUGUUUAUUGGCAUGAAAAAUACGUAAAAACAAUUUCAUUAUUCAUCACAUUCAUCACAUAUGAUGAUAAAAUAACAACUGAACAUUGUCAAAUUGCUGUUUUAAUGGAACUUAUAGUAUCUGUAAAUUCAUAUUUAAGAUAAGCAAUUUAUUCUCUUUUAUACACAAAGCUGUUCCAUUAUGACCUAUCAAAUACAAAACAUAAAUUAGAAGUUGGAUCAUCAUGUUGUCAUGGUUUUAAAGAGGAGUUAAGUUUGUGGCCAUAGAUCUUUUGCAUACUAACUCCUCUGUGUAUUUACUGAUAUCAGUAAACAUGUAACCUGUACUCAAAGAGGUCAUAUUGGAACUUACUUUACAUAUAUUGCCAAGUGAUAAAGUAUUAUCUAGUGAUUUUGACAAAUGUUCAAAACAAAAUCAUGAUCUGAAUGUGAUUGUGUAUAUUAAACGAGAAUGGUUUGUAAGAACUUUACAUACACCUGAUACUGAAUCUUUUGAAUUACCCAAGUAUUUGAAAUACUGAGCAAUUUUUUUAAAUGAUAUGCAUAAUAACUUUUAGAAUAAUUCCAAACAUGAAUGUUGAAAUGAAAGUUUUUAGACAAUUAGAAUAGUGCAACAAUGCUUUAAGAAUAGCAACAAUCUUGAGAAUAUUUUGGCCUACUGCAAUAUUAAGUUGCCUUGUGAUGCGUUCAGAUUCAUGUUGUAGGUAUUGAUUAGAAUGAAGAUCUUUAUUUAGUUACUUACUCACUUUAAACAUUGUCAACGGCGAGAUAGCUGGCUAUCUGUCAUUAGUUUUAUAAUAUAUAGUCAAUGCACGUAGCCAUUAAUCAAAUUUUAGAUCUGAAAGUCUGUAGAAGUGUCUAGUUUAAACAAGUCAUUUAGGUGUAAAAACAAAGAACUGUAGAAGUGCUUUUGUUUGGGAUAAGGGUAGCUUAUAUUAGUUUUAUACACAGCAUGUUUUUUUUUUUUAGAAACUAUGAACAGAGGGAAAGUUGCUUUAACAAUCAUGUGCUAAAUGGUAUUUACAAUGUUUGUUUUUGUAAAUGACCAUCAGUAGAAUUUACAAGUUUCUGUGUACUCAAACAGAACUUAAUGGAUUUUACACAAUUUGUCUGUGUAACUAGUGUACAUUCAAAUUUCUUAAAGCUCAGUAGCCUAUAAUUUUUAUUGCCAUAGUAACUAAAAGAAGAAGAAAAAAUAGUUAUUACAUGUUAUUUAUAAGCAUUUUUUUGUGUGUUUUAUAAAUGAAUUGAUCAGUAAACUCUUUAAAAGUGAUUUCAAUAAAUUAUAAAAAAAAAAGAAGUGCUUGUUAAAUUUUUUUUUAAAAUGUGCCAUACAAUCUAGUUUUUUUUUAUUACAAAUUAAUAAUGAUGAAAUGUAUUAAAAUUUAAAGUAGAGAUGUUAUUUGCUAUGUGAUAACAAUGUUGACCAUUUCUGCGUUAGUUUUAACAAUACAUGUAUAUUUCUUUAAAUACAGACUAUUAAUUAUUUAAAGUUCCAGGUUUAAAAACAUAUCUACACGUAUAACUUUAUGUGUUAACAAAUAGCACCCUGUCAAACAGUAUGUAAUAACAGCUAGAUUCAGGAAAAUGUUUGUCAUUCCUAUGGUUUUUUUUAUUAUAAUGUUUUAUAAUGAAAUAGAUAGCAUACAUGUGGGUCUAAUUUUGCAUGAAAAAUACUCUGACUCCAUGAAUGCAUUUAUAUAUUAAUAUUGACUGAAAUGAUAUGAGCCCUGUCAUGACAAAACCAACAUAAUGGGUUUGCAACCAGCAUGGAUCCAGACCAGCCUGCGCAUCCGCGCAGUUUGAUCAGGAUCCAUGCUGUUCGCUAUCAGUUUCUCUACUUGUAAUAGGGUUUGUAAGCGAACAGCAUGGAUCCUGAUCAGACUGCGCAAAUGCCCAGGCUGGUCUGGAUCCAUGCUGGUCGCAAACCCAUUAUGUUGGUUUUGUCAUGACGCGGCUCAAUUAUCUAAUAGAAUUUAAGACUGUACAAAAAUCAAACAAAAAAUUGUAUCAUUUCACUGAACUUUGGUUUAAAGUUGAAUUCACUAUUUUUCUAUCACCUUGUCAACAUUUACAAGAAGAGAAUGUUAUUAAAAUCGUGUUCAAAGAAAAAGGUCACAGAUUUGUAUCUGGGAAGACUUCUUUUAUCUCACUUGAGAAUAUUGUUGAUUCACCAUUAAUUAUUAUCAAAAUGCACAGUUUUCUGUUUUGAUUUCUUUCAUCUUUCUUUAGAAAGGAAAUAUUUAUGAUGUUACUGUUCUGUCAAAAAAUUGUUAUCAGAAUUAUAAUCAAUUGUUUAUUAAUUAUUACUAUUAUCCCCAUAACACAGUGUUAUGGAGAAGGUUACAAUCAGAUUACAUAAUUAAAUGUAGUCUUAAAAACGAUCUUAACCUGCUGGUAUUAAAAUCAAGAAUAAAAAGUUUGGCUAGCCUACACACCUUUGCAGUCUGACUUACCUAUAUAUUAUUGGUAGCUUAUUUCAUUUGUAAUUUGAUAUUACACUUUGAAUGGACUGUUCCAAAAUCAAAGCUGGGUCAAUAUAUAACAUACAUUCAGCAGGUUAAAGGUGUAGUUAAGAGCCUUGUUAUAAAUAUAAACCACCUUCAGUUUUGUGAAAAUUUGUUGAAAGGUUUUAAAGAAAUUAUCUUGACCAAGUUAGAAAAUCUGUGAUCUUAUAUUUCAGAAUUAUUAUAUGUUAAAAAAAUAUAUGAAAUGAUAUGUAAAAAUGAUGCAUACUGCAUAGAUUGUUUUAUAAACUAUUCAAUUUCAUGUUUAUUUAUAUUGUUUGAACCUAGUUCUAGUUUUGGUGUUAUUUAUGACUAUUCAACUAUGAAAAUAGGCUGGUUCACUUUUUACAACUACAAAAAAUUAAAAGCAUGAUUGUUCAAAAUAGAAA